GCCUCGCUGGAGAGCCGAGGGUCGCCCCCCGCAGGUGGGCUGUGGCCGCGACUGCUCCUCCCGCCCGCAGGGGGCGCUGUGGGGAGGCGCGCCUGCGCUCCCGACCGCGGCGACCCAGCACGCGCCCCGCAGCGUUGGCGCGGGGUUUGCGGGAAAGACCUGGAGGUCGGCGGAGCCGCGGACCGAGGGGCUGGAGCUGGGCGGGAGCGCCGGGGCCAUGGCCGAGCGGGCUCGGUUGCCUCUGACUUUCGAGGAUGUUGCCAUUUACUUCUCGGAGCAGGAAUGGCAGAGUCUGGAGGCCUGGCAGAGGGAGCUUUAUGGACACGUAAUGAGAACCAAUUACGAGACGCUCGCCUCUCUAGAUGGUGGACUUCCCAAGCCAGAACUAAUAACCUGGAUUGAACAGCAAGGAGAGUUCGGGAGUUGCACAGAAUCACAGAAACCAAGAAACAUAAUUUGCUCCUCUGCUGAUACACAUUUUGAUCCAGCUGUUGAGGAACAGUUGUUUUGGGUUUCAGGAAGCCAGCAACCGGUGAGCUCAGGAGAAACUAAAUGCCAUUUCCAGGCAGGCACUCUUCGGAGCCAGCAUUCCUCUGGACUCUCUUUAGGAGGCAGGGAAGCUGUUUCCUUUAGGCCUGACCAAGACCUCACGGAGACGGAGACGGAGACGGAGACCAAGAACCCACAGGGACGCAGCCCCAGGGCUCCUAAUGCAGUAGGCCUUGGCUGCAGCGAAUCUCCCUACAGAGAGGGAAUCCCAAGGCACAGAGCUCCGAGUGUCCCCUCGCGGGAGAGCCCCCAGCACCCCUGCCCUGACCGUGGGGAGAAUUUCUGGAAGGGCCGCUUGGGAAAGCAGCAGAGGAGCCGCCCCCAGGACCUGCCGCAGAAAGCCUGCAAGGUCAGCCGCAGAGCUGGUGCCCGGCAGGAACAGGACGGCGUCCCCGGGGCAGGGAGGCACUGCCCGGGUCGGGAGUGCGGACAGGCCUUCCGCCGGAAGCAGUACUUGCCGAGGCAGCUGACUGCCCACACGGGGAAGUGUGAGAUGUGUUUCUGCCACAGGCGGGGCCCCCUCGCCCACCACCUCACGCACAAAGGGGAGAAGCCUUCCCAGCAUCUCAAAUGCAGCCCGGGCUUUCCGCCGAUGAGCAGCGCGCAGGCUCUCCAGUGCCAGCCUGGCAGAGAGACGCCCGGCUCCUGGAGGCGAGGCUGCAGGGCCUUCCCCGGCGUGCAGUCAGGGCAGAAGCCAGGCCCCCGCCACCCCCGGGGCGACGCAGAGGCUCCGCGGCCCUGCCCCGGCGCCGCGGGCGGCAGGUGCCUCCCCACAAGGUCCAAGCUUGCCAACUGCCUGGGGGUGCACGCAGGAGAAAGGCCCUUCCCGGGCCCCAGCGGCCCCGGCGGGGAGAGACCGGCCUCCCGCGGGAAGUGUGGCCCGGGCUUCCCCAAACAGCGCAAGCUCGCCGAGCACGACCGAGCCCACAGCGGAGAGAAGCCUCUCCGGUGCGCCGAGUGCGGCCGGAGCUUCCGUCAGACGGCGCAGCUGCGGCGGCACCAGCGGCUGCACACGGAGGAGAAGCCCUUCCCGUGCCCGGAGUGCGGCCGGAGCUUCCGCCUGCAGAGCCUGUUGCGAGCCCACCGGCUGCGACACGGCGGAGAGCGGCCGUUCUCGUGCGGCGAGUGCGGCCGCGGCUUCAGCCACCAGUGCAAGCUGCGCGAGCACCUGCGGGUGCACAGCGGGGAGAGGCCCUUCCCGUGCCCGGACUGCGGCAAGAGCUUCCGGCUGAAGGGCAUCCUCCAGGCGCACCAGCGCACCCACAGCCAGGAGCGGCCCUUCUCCUGCGGGGAGUGCGGCAAGGGCUUCACCAGGCAGUCCAAGCUCACGGAGCACUUCCGCGUGCACAGUGGGGAGCGGCCCUUCGGCUGCGCGGAGUGCGGCAGGAGCUUCCGCCUGAAAGGGCAGCUGCGCAGCCACCAGCGCCUGCACACGGGGGAGAGACCCUUCCAGUGCCCGGACUGCGACAAGCGCUACCGCGUGAAAGCCGACAUGAGAGCCCACCAGCUGCUGCACGGCGGCGCGAUGCCCUUCUCCUGCCAGUGUGGCAAGGGCUUCGCGAAGCAGUCCAAGCUCGUCGAGCACGUCAGGACGCACACGGGGGAGAAGCCCUUCCAGUGUGCCCAGUGUGACAAGAGUUUCCGCCUGAAGGCCCAGCUGCUUAGCCACCAGGGCCUGCACAGCGGGGAGAGGCCCUUCCACUGCCCCGAGUGUGACAAGGCCUUCCGGGAAAGGGGACAUAUGUUGAGGCACCAGCGCAUCCACAGGCCCGAGAGGCCCUUUGCCUGCGGCGACUGCGGGAAGGGCUUCAUCUAUAAGUCUAAACUCGCCGAGCACGUCCGCGUGCACGCCAAAUCCUGCCGUGCUCAGGACCGGCCUGACGUUAAGAAAAGGCUUAGCCAGCUGUUUGCAAUGAUAGAAGCUGAUUGGAGCUGAGGCAGAGCGCGCCAUCAAGGCAGCGCAAGAGGUCUUCAACACUUCGUGAUAAAGGCAUGUGAUGAAAAACACUGCAUGGAUUUCACUUUUUUUUUUUUUUGCUACACAGAGGGAAAGACAAAGAGAGAGAGCUCUGAGCUCUUCCAUCCACUAGCUCACUCCUUGAGUGCCUGCCACAGCUGGGAUAGCCAGCCAGGAACUCCCACCUGGGUGUACUGACCCAAGUCCUUUGGACUUUAUCCAUUGCCUCCCAGGCACAUUAGCAGGAAAGUUGGAUCAGAAGCGGGGUACUCAGUGCUCACCAGUCACUCCAAUAUGGUAUGCAGGCAUCCCAACCAGUAGUACCCCAGUACAAGCCCUAAACUUACCUGUUCAUUCAGUUUUCCAUGAACUUUUUUUCCCCAAAGAUUUUUAUUUAUUUGAAAGUUGGAGUUAGCGAGAAAGGGAGAGACAAAGAAGUCUUUCACCUGCUGGUUCGCUCCCCAAAUGGCCACAGUGGUUGGGGCUGUGCCAGGCUGAAGCCAGGAGCCAAGACUUUCUUCUGAGUCUCCCAUGUGGGUGGCAGGGCCAUCUCUGGCCCCCUGCAUGAACUUUUUGAAGUCCCACAUAAACGUGGAAUUGCAGGGAAGAGAUGGGGUCUUUCCUAUUUGUUACACUAGAUGGAAGUUGUAUGGACACCAAAUAGGUAUACUUCAGGGACAGAAUAUACUGUAUACACACACAAUUCCUGCUUUUAAGAGGGUUUAUGGUCAGGUAGGAGAUGGCUGACAGGGAGGCAUUUGGCACAGUGGUUAAGAUGAUACUUGGGGGGCCAGUGCUAUGGCUCAGUGGGUUAAUCCUCCGCCUGAGGCGCCGGCAUCCCAUAUGGGUGCUGGGUUCUAGUCCCAGUUGCUUCUCUUCCAGGACCGUUCUCUGCUGUGGCCCGGGAGGGCAGUGGAGGAUUGCCCAAGUGCUUGGGCCCUGCACCUGCAUGGGAGACCAGGAGGAAGCACCUGGCUCCUGGCUUCGGAUCGGCGCAGCACCAGCCAUAGUGGCCAUUCGGGGAGUGAACCAACAGAAGGAAGACCUUUCUCUCUCUCACUGUCUGUAACUCUACUUGUCAAAUUAAAAAAAUAAUAUCCAAUGUCUUAGUUCAAGUCUUUCCCAGCCUCCAUUUCCAGCUGCCUGCUUAUAUGCACCCAGGGAGGCAGCAGUACUUGGGUUGCUGCCACCCAUGUAGGAGACUGGGAUAGAGUUCUGAGCUCCCAGCUUCAGCCUGGCCCAGUCCUGCCUGCUGUGGGCAUCUGAGGAGUGAACCAGCCUAUGGAAGAUCUCUUUGUCACUCUGUCUCUACCUUUCAAAUAAAUAAUUUUUUAAAAAAUUAAAAUUUUUUUUUUUGACAGGCAGAGUGGACAGUGAGAGAGAGAGACAGAGAGAAAGGUCUUCCUUUGCCGUUGGUUCACCCUCCAAUGGCCGCCGCUGCCGGCGCGCUGUGGCCGGCGCACCGCGCUGAUCCGAUGGCAGGAGCCAGGAGCCAGGUGCUUUUCCUGGUCUCCCAUGGGGUGCAGGCCCCAAGCACCUGGGCCAUCCUCCACUGCACUCCCUGGCCACAGCAGAGAGCUGGCCUGGAAGAGGGGCAACCGGGACAGAAUCCGGCGCCCCAACCGGGACUAGAACCUGGUGUGCCGGCGCCGCUAUAAAAAAUUAAUUUUUAAAAAUGGCUUACAAAAUUCUGAAGGGUGACAGAAAAUGAAAUUACAGGUAAAUGUAAAUGACAUUACUAUAAAACAGUGUUACACAAAUUAAAUUCCCUGGGACAAAGGCUCCAAAAAUAUUCUGCAAGAAAAGAGUUCCAUGGAAAAUUACAUAAAGAUCCUAAUUGUCUGUCGCUGCAUUCUUAGACAAAGUUUAUAAAGCAUUUGAAGAAAAACUUCCACAUAAAAGAGGAAGACCAAGAUAAGAAAAAAAAAUUGGAUGAAUCAUAUAAUUUAGGGAAUAAAAACAAAAAUUUAAAAACAUGCAUACUCAGAAAAAUUAGAGAAGACGCUGUUAAUUAUGAAACAAGAAUAUAACUUUAUGGAAAAGGAAGCUUCUGGAAACAACCCUAACAUGUUAAGAAAAAUGGGUUGUUUAAUAAAAGUUUUGAAUUUCAUGGUAGAUUAGUCAAAGAAAUCUCCAGAAAGUAGCACAGAGGAUCCAACAAAUAGAAAAUAAGAAAGUAGAAAAAAGUGAAUUGUACAAAUUCUGGUGCUUUGCCCCUCCUCCUCCUGAGGUUUUGAUCCUGUGGCCGCAUGUUGGAGCAGGGUAAAGUAGAAGAGAACGUGUGGUGUGAAGGGAGACGGAAGUUUAAGGAAAAUGGUCACGGUUACACAGCACAUGUGAACCGACGGAGGCACAGAAGCAGGCUGGGCGGCAGCGGCUUCCCUCCCGAUCAGAGCGAAUCGGCGUUUCUGAUUUUGUGAGUUUUCCCAAGGCCAGUGACACCUCCAGCCUUUGUCAAGCAGUCGCUGCAGGAAGAAUUUUCUCACACCUCUCCCGCCAGCUCCUCAUGGGGAAGCCGGAGGUGCUGCUCUGCGCCACAGAUAGCCCGAGUCUUUCCCGAAACGUAGAAUCCCAACGGUGGGUGGCAGAGAGAUGCACGCAGCAGUGACCUAAUGGGAAACGACACACCAGUGCCAUUUUGAAGCGAGGCAGAAAAAGGCGACACUCUACAUGAUCCAGCGCCCUCGCUUCCCUACAGAUCGAUUUCAGUCAGAUUCAGUCCCGUAUAGCCCCCAAAGGAGGAAGGGGUCCGAGCCGUUGACAGCCUGGGGCAGCUCGCGUUCCGGUACGCGCGGGUCCGGGGAAGCGCGCCGGUGCGCGCGCGCCGCAGUUCUUGGCUCCUCCCGCCUGCAGGUGGCGCUGUGGGAGCCAAGUCCGAGCUGUGCUCCCAGAAUGCCCUGCGUGUCUCCAUGGCGACGGCCGCCGCCGGGAGAGAUGGCAGGUUCUGGUCUCGCUGUGGAAGGACCUCGCCCGCGGAGGCUCCCUGGCCUCCGCCGUCUCUGUGGACUCUCCCCGCCGGACAGGAGUCGGUGGUGGUCUCGGGAGGAGACGCCUGGGCGAGCUGUCCCGAUCCGGAGGGUACUGGGAUGGAAGGAGGCCCAGGUCCGCGCUGGAGCUGCCUGAGCCGACUGUCAGAUCUGCAGCCCUGGCCCGCGCCCUGCGGGCUGCAGAGUGGGCCGCGAGGGGGACGGCAGCGUCCCCAGCCCCGGAGCCUUAAAGUCCUUGCCGCGGAGACCUUGGCUGGGCCAGGCAGAAGCUAGGAGCCUGGAACCCCAUCCCGGGGGUGGCAGGGGCCCAGUGCUUGGGCCAUCGUCCGCUGCUUUCCCAGGUGCAUUACCGGCGUCACCAGCAGUUGUUUAACCUGCUUUGCCACAACCCCAGCCCCACAGUUUCAAGCCUUUUAUGCUUGUGAAAAAGAGAUUCAGAAUAGAAUCCUUGAAGGCCAUAAUCCGACUCCCUCAUUGUACAGAUAAGUGAAUCACAGAGAAGUUGAAGGGAUUUGCUGCAGGUCAUGUUGCUAAUAAUUGAGAGGAAAGCCUGCCUUCUUGGGUUGCAGUUCUAUACUCUCCUUUAUCGGGACUUCUCGCCUUUAAUAAGUAUUAAUGGUCAGUAUUUAGUGUUACUUCUCCAGGGGUUGUGCCUGCCUAACCAAGGUGCUCUCCCACAUUUUUUAAAUUAUUAGGAACCUAAAGGGCAUUUUCUUUAUUCUCCUUUAUCACCUGUAGGAAAAGUGAUGUGGUUUUCUGGUAUGAAACAUUUUGAGCCAGGUAAUCAGUGGCCUAUCAUCUCUUUCUGACAGUUGUAAUGUGUUCUUGGAGCAAAUUGUCCAUUUCCUGUUUAAAUUUCGUUUUAGUGGAGUGAAACUACCAACUUCAGGAGUCUCUGCAGAUUAUACUUGCAGUAUUUCUUGAUUAUAAACGCUUGGGUGUUUUUACACUCAGAGAAAAUGUUGAA
Messenger RNA from Oryctolagus cuniculus (rabbit), 6460 nucleotides. Its product is annotated as zinc finger protein 786. NCBI's taxonomy places the organism in Eukaryota, Metazoa, Chordata, Mammalia, Lagomorpha, Leporidae. Gene Ontology annotation, cellular component: nucleus. Gene Ontology annotation, molecular function: DNA-binding transcription factor activity, RNA polymerase II-specific; RNA polymerase II cis-regulatory region sequence-specific DNA binding. The record is from RefSeq and is a predicted model, not a curated record. Gene Ontology annotation, biological process: regulation of transcription by RNA polymerase II.